Messenger RNA from Hylaeus volcanicus, 870 nucleotides. RefSeq names its product transmembrane protein 234 homolog. NCBI's taxonomy places the organism in Eukaryota, Metazoa, Arthropoda, Insecta, Hymenoptera, Colletidae. The record is from RefSeq and is a predicted model, not a curated record. The transcript has 4 exons. The coding region runs from base 336 to 740 and encodes 134 amino acids.
UGAUCACCAUCACCAUUCGUUACCGACUCUGCUGGUCUUUGAGGUUGGGUGUAGGGAGUUGUUUAGAAAUUAUUUAUUUAUUAUAACAAAUGAUUUAGGAACAAUUGCUUCUUGUAAUAUUACGCUCUAAAUAUUGCCACUUUUUACACUUUUUUUCUGAUAUCUCUUUUUCCUCCCUUAUUUACUGACCAGCAAAGUGUCUUCGCAGUUUUUAAGGUUAUAUUUACUAUUUUCGUAACCUUGUGCUCCAUAUUCUUGAAAUAUUGUAUACUACUUAUACAGAACGUAAAUCGUGUGUUAUUAGUCAUCAGAUAUUCCAUAAGAAUACCAUUAUCAUGUCAGUAUCAUUAGAUUCUAUCUUAAAUCUUGCCCUUGUGGCAUUCUUGUACGGCGUAACCAAUCCAUUUAUCAAAAAAGGAGCUCAAGGUCUAGAAAAUGUAAAAUCAUCUUCGAGAUUUGGUCAAUUCUUUAAUGAAUUGGCAUUCCUAGUUACAAAACUGAAGUAUAUUGUACCAUUCAUCAUCAACCAGUGCGGUUCUAUAUUAUAUUUUUUAACUCUGAGUAGUACAGAUAUAUCACUGGCUGUUCCAGUCACUAAUUCACUUACCUUUGUGGUAACUGCGAUAACGGGUUGGUUUAUGGGUGAAGAAAAAAUACACAGAAAUACAUAUAUUGGAAUGGCAAUGGUACUGAUCGGGACAUUUCUUUGCUGCUGGGAUAAAAUAGAUGAAACUUUAUAAUUAUAUUGUAUUUAUAUAGGUGUAAAAUACAGUUUUAGAGUCACAAAUGAACAAAUCACAAACACCAAUAACUAAUCGAGUAUCUUUUAUUUCUCGGUAAAUUUAUGCAGAAUACAGUACUAAUUAUACA